GCUGCCUGUUUGAAGCCAAAGGAGCCUCUGGAAUACGCUCUCUACAUUGAUUCCAAAACAACACAUCAGCCUCAUUGAACUACUUCAAAUUUCAGAUCUUACUAUGGACAAAAUGAAUCUGAUUCUACAGUCCCUGUUCUGCUGCUGUCUGCUCACCACUGUUUUACCCAGUGUGGAUAGUGCAAAACUUAACCUGAGCCAAGUUUUUAAAAAGAGUGCCUGGCUACAAAGCAGAACGAGAAGAGAUUUGAACAGUUUGUCUGCACUGAGUGAAGCGGAAACAGCUUCAUUUGUCCGUCCAGAAGAUGUCAAAGACUCCAUGAUUCCACAUUCCAGCACUGACAUCAGCAUUCGAGUGAAGCGAUCCAAAAACUUUGUCAACCAGUCCAGGAAGCCGGGUUGUUUGCUUGGCACUUGCACAGUGCAUGAUCUGGCACACCGCAUCCACCUUUAUGAUAGACAAUCAAAGACUGGCAGCGCGCCCGCUGAUAAAAUCAGUGCACAGGGCUAUGGCCGACGGCGGAGGUCUCUGCCAGAGAGACAGCUGAAUCUGCAGUGGGAGGGCAACCGACUCAGGCCGGUGUGGAUCAGCACAAGCUCACGGCUACACAGGCUAGAGGCUCUCCUCAAACGGACAUGAACGGGUCAGGUGGAGUAAAAGGGAGCGCCCUAGGGCCACCGUGGCCAAGGCUUACCGGCCAAAUCUGAAAUUCUACAAAUGCCUCAGACUCCUGCCAAGAGUUUUCUGGCCCAUUCUUUUCCAAGCUUGGAGAGCAGUAGCAUCUCCUGAAAGCUGGCCUCAGUGGAUGUAUCGUCAAAGCAGAGCACAAAAACAACAGCUGUUCCACAAGCACUGUGCGAGAGAAAGAAAGAGAGAGAAGAAAGAGAGAGAUUCUGCAGAGGAGCUGACUCAGUUUGUCUGGGUGUGAAUAAGCAACAAAACGCAGCACUGGGUACAGUGAUGUGGUCACAGGGACUUCUGUGAAGAGUGAUACUCAUACCCUGGGACAAUGGGACUUAUACAACACUCUCCCAGUGCUCUCUCACUUCAGUUCUAAGAAGGACUAUUAUUUGGGAUUACCACACCCAGCAAAACUGUGUAUGCUAUCACUCAUUUCAGCUCUCUCAGAAAGUCUCCAUUUGGACUGUAAGCCAUCAAUACCAACAUGAAAAGAUACACAAUUGUAAGGGGAUGUAUGGAAAAGUUUAAAAAAUGAGGUGUUGAAGCUGUUUUCUGUUUCAAGUUUUAGGACACUGUAUGAGGGAAAUAAAUGCCUUAGAUUAUAUGAAUUGUGUGUGCCAGUCCAGUAAGGAUUGUAUUCUACUUGAAAUUGAUUAUUUUUAUAUAGAAAAAAAUGUGCAAUUUAUAUAUAAAGUUAUAUUGUCAGUAUAUGUAUAUAUGUAAGUUAAAUAUUGUUGAUGUCUCCUUAUUUAAUUGUUUUACAUCACUUUCAGCUACUUACAGAGAUAGUUAUUUUUGUACAGUAAAAUGAGAAUAUGGGCAUUCUAGAGGGUUCUGUGUCUACUAUUCAUUUGUCUCAUGGGUGUUGAAUGUUUCAAACUGUGGUGAACUGUUCAUUGUGUCUUUGUUAUAAGAUAUUUGUAAAUGUGGUCCAUCAUGUGUGAGUCAAACAGAAUAAUGUUGUCAUCCAAUAAACCUUUGCAUACUUUGAAACUAA
Messenger RNA from Chanos chanos (milkfish), 1679 nucleotides. It is a transcript of the gene adma, whose product is annotated as adrenomedullin a. Gene Ontology annotation, biological process: adenylate cyclase-activating G protein-coupled receptor signaling pathway; adrenomedullin receptor signaling pathway; positive regulation of heart rate. Gene Ontology annotation, cellular component: extracellular region. Lineage: Eukaryota; Metazoa; Chordata; Actinopteri; Gonorynchiformes; Chanidae. The coding region runs from base 104 to 640 and encodes 178 amino acids. The transcript has 4 exons. Gene Ontology annotation, molecular function: adrenomedullin receptor binding; hormone activity. The record is from RefSeq and is a predicted model, not a curated record.